GUCUUUUCCAACCUCAAUGAUUCUGUGCUUGCCUCCCUUCUGUUUCCAGGAGGAACAAAGGUCUGACUCAAAUGCUGAGGGAAGGUGAGAACUUGGGCAGUGCUGGAGCAGGGAGAAAGUGACACGGGGCCAUGCUUUGAGGAUGGAGGGCCCCAGAUGUCAUCUCAAGAAAUUUCUAGAAAGGACCGACAGAAAGAAAAGUGAAACCGGCUACAGAUGGAAGCCGAGGGCCGCACCUCUCAGCCGCCGCUCUUCCCGUUCCAGGAGGGCUGCCUACUUGCUGCGCUCAGCUCCGGCGGCGGCUCUGGGGAAUCCCCAAGGGGCCGGGCGGCCCCGGCAGUGCAGGAAGCAGAGCUGUAAGCCGAGGGGGCACCGCGCCCUCCCGGGAAGUGCCGGCAGUUCCCAGUCCCCGCCCAGCCAGCUCAGCGCCGCGGCUCUUUUCGGCCCGGCCUUCGCCCUGUUGAAUCGUGCGUUUGCAGACGCCAUGGCGGAGCCGCGGGUGCUGAAGGCGUUACAGGAGGAGCUGAUCUGCUCCGUCUGCCUGGACGUUUACAGGAACCCUGUGUCCCUCAGCUGUGGCCACAGCUUCUGCGAGGAGUGCAUCCAGGGGCUGCUUCGCAGUCAGCGUUGCCCGCAGGGCCUCGUCAGCUGCCCGCUGUGCAGCGCCCAGGAAGCCCUUCCUACGAAGCUGCAGCCCAACAUCCAGCUCCGCAGCGUAGUGCAGAAGUUUUUGGACACCAGUGAGCAAAAUGCCGCUCUUGAAGAGAAACUAAAACGUGAAGUGGAAUGUGAAGAGAAGGGAGAAAGUUCGGACCUGCAUGAUGAGGAGAUCAUGUGUGAUUUCUGCCUUGAGAAGCCUCAGCCAGCAGUGAAGACGUGCAUGAACUGCGAGACCUCCCUGUGCCAGGCCCACCUGGGCAAGCACAGCACAAAGGCUUUCCUGACAAGCCACGUCCUGGUGGAGCCCUGUGAUGCUCGUGUUUUGGCAGAAAGGAGAUGCGCCCAGCAUGGCAAGCUGCUGGAAUGCUACUGUGUGACGGACUCGGUCUGUGUCUGCAUGCUGUGCUGUGCCACCAGCUCCCACAGGAGCCAUGAAAUCAUCAGUGUGGAGGAGGCUUUUGGCCAAGCACAGAGUGAUUUCCCUAAAACUGUGAAAACACUGAAAAAACAUGAAGCUGCAGUGAAUAAAAACUUGGAAAAUCUGCUGUCACAACAGGAGAAGAUAAAGGCAUUGGAAAGAUUGCACAGGAAUCAUGUGGAGCACUCCUUCAGGUUGAUUUGUGAGCAGCUGGAUAGAAGCAAAACAGAGAUCCUGGGAGCCAUCAGUGACAUUGAGGAGCAACAGCUUUCUCAGAUUGAGCCGUGGAUAAAAGAACACAAAGAGAUGAAGGAUGCUGCCAGCCGCAGUGUGCAGGAGUUGAAGGCUCUGAGGGAUCAGAAGGAUCCAGUACUCUUCCUUAAGGGUUUGUCAGCAAUACAAGCCAGGAAGAGGAAACAAGUUCCUAAUAAAGAUGGCACAGAACUGGCAGAGCAGCUCACUAUUAUGGAUGAAUCAAUGAAGAACAUCAUUCAAGAGCAUUUCCAGCCUUAUGACCACUUAAUCUUGGAUGCAGAGUCCUCAAUGGAAUCGUCAUUUGCUCAUGAACAUCUGACUUUCAAAUCACGUCAAGCAUGUGGACUACAUGUAGAUGACACGGUGCUCAGAAUAGCUGGGCCAUCUUACCCAUUUUCUGUGCUAAUUGAAAUGCCGUUCUGGGUGUACAGCACCAGCUGCUUCUCGAGUGGCCAGCACUUCUGGGAGGUGAUCACCCGUGACUCAUUGUGCUGGAAAGUGGGUGUCACUGAUAACAGUUUUCAAUGCUACCUGGAAAUGUCGCCUCAGCGUCAUCUCCGUGUGUUUCUAGAUAAAAGACAGAUUAAAGUCCAUUUACUUAACACAGCCAUCAGAAUGGUCAGGGUACAACUAGACUGCGAAAGAAAGACAGUGUCAUUUUUUGAUGUGUCUGUCAAGGAUUAUUCGGGCUCUUCUAGGAGCUGUGUGCCCAUAGCUGCAGUAAUCAUCCCUGCAAGCUCUCCUGUCUAUGCUAUCUUCAGCAUUUCUCAUGGCUCCCUUUCACUCACAUAGUGACCUGGGGGAAAGGCUGCCUUGCCUUUCUGCUCCUUGGUUCUCUAUGUUUUGAGGCUGCAGCUGCACAGACUGCCACAUUAGCACAGUAUAAGCCAGGCUUCAGGCCUGCUCCUGAGCUAUAAUAAGGUCUUUUGCAGCUGUGGGCUGAGUGAGAGAAGGAGAAAAUGAGGCUCUACCAUCAAAUACAUCUCCUCAGGUUUUUAGUACUUCUGUUUCAAGUAUUGUACUUUUGCUGAACUGUAUGGAUUGCUGUGUUGGAUGGAUAUUAUUAAAGUAAUUUUGUUCACAAAA
This is a messenger RNA of Centrocercus urophasianus (Greater sage-grouse), 2419 nucleotides long. Its product is annotated as E3 ubiquitin-protein ligase TRIM62-like. The record is from RefSeq and is a predicted model, not a curated record. The coding region runs from base 143 to 2125 and encodes 660 amino acids. The transcript is spliced from 6 exons. Gene Ontology annotation, molecular function: zinc ion binding. NCBI's taxonomy places the organism in Eukaryota, Metazoa, Chordata, Aves, Galliformes, Phasianidae.